Saccharomyces mikatae IFO 1815 is the source of this 1347-nucleotide messenger RNA. It is a transcript of the gene ECM7, whose product is annotated as Ecm7p. Lineage: Eukaryota; Fungi; Ascomycota; Saccharomycetes; Saccharomycetales; Saccharomycetaceae. Gene Ontology annotation, biological process: fungal-type cell wall organization. The transcript has a single exon. Gene Ontology annotation, cellular component: plasma membrane; cell cortex of cell tip. The record is from RefSeq and is a predicted model, not a curated record. Bases 1 to 1347 code for a protein of 448 amino acids.
AUGCAAGUGUCAAGAGUACGAGAUAUUAUAACCAGGCCGUUUCAAAACCUUACUGCUUUGGAGAAAGUGGUUCAAUGGUUACGAUUAGGGACGACUUUGCUUAUAAUUUCGUUUGGGUUGGCGUUGACUGUUGGACCCCUUUCCUCGCCGAGAACAUUAUAUAUGUCGCGACUGGAUACUUAUUCUGCUGAUAUUACGACGGGUUUAUUUACCGUAUUGAGGCAAUCUAUGGAACAAUCAACAUCGACAGAAGAAAAUAAUGGCGUAGGGCUGACAACGUCUGAAUUAUACAUACUAACUGCUUACACUGAGAGUCAAAUAAAAAACGUUCCUCAGUAUAUCACAGUUUCACUUUACGGGAGGUGUGAUUCUACGUAUACAAUGGUAGAGGUAUUUGACUCAGAAGGAAAUAUGCAUAGCGUCAAGAACUCGACCACCAAGAGUACCUGCAGUACUAUGGGAACUAAUUAUCUAUUCGAUUAUCGUGAGGUAUUAGCAAACUUAGGCUUGGAUAUUGUUUUAGAUUACGCCUAUAACAAAAUAGGCUCACAGCAGGCAGAAAGUUCUGCAUAUAUGGCUUAUAUGAAGAAUUUGAAACAUAAAAAGGCCAACGUGCUACAUUUACUCUAUGCAGUUAUUAGUUUCCAGGUGUGUAUGUUAUUUUUGAUGAUAUGGUACUAUUACAUAAAGGGAAGAUUCAUGAACGCACUUAAAGAAAGGGCACUUGUCCAUAUCAACUCCUUGCUAUCGCUCGUUGUUUUUAUUGGAGGCUUAACAAGUACCAUAAGUCUUGCAUGGGUUAACUACACUAUCCAAUCAAGAAUUAAUUCAGAACUAGAGGCCUUUGGGUUUUCUUACCAUCUCGGAGUUACGUGGUUUGCUCUUCUAUGGUGCUUUGCGGGUUUAAUUUCUGUAUCGUGCUUAGCUUGGUCUGGCUUGGAAUGGUGUAUUUCUGAUAAUGGUACGUCCUAUGGAGGUGGAAUUGAUGAUAAGUUUUUGGGUUAUCAAGCUGGCGUAUUCACCGACGUAGAUCUAGAUGAUGAAACUUCUCACAAUCAACGUUAUUUACAACGGCAGUCUACUUCAGGCGAGGCUGAGUUAAUGAGAAAUAGUGAAACCAUGGAAACAAUAAAUAAAACUGCUAAUAUUGAUUUAAACAGAGCUGAUGAAACUAACACUGAUUUAGAUAAUGCAAAUGACACCACAGAACUAGGUGAUAGCAACAGAAAUGAACCGUUUGCUAGUAGAGAGGAAUUUGAAUUGCAGGACAUAAGAUUCCGGCCAAGCAACGACAGUGAAGAGAGCAUACAAAGAGUUAUCAAGCCUUCAUCAGCAUUACAGUUUUGA